Molecule: messenger RNA, 996 nt
Organism: Entrophospora candida
Lineage: Eukaryota; Fungi; Glomeromycota; Glomeromycetes; Entrophosporales; Entrophosporaceae
Source: the annotation of a GenBank genome assembly
AUGGGAGCAGCCCAAUCAAAAAAAUUGAAGUUCAGGAUAUCAUAUAACAAUAAUGGUAGUAAAAGUAAUAGUACGAGCGGUGGUAGUAACAAUGUUAAUGGUAUUAGGGAUUAUCAAGCGGAUGAAGGUGAGAUUGAUCAAAUGAAUAUCCAACAUCAUUUAAUACGUGAAGUAUGGAAUGGAAAUUUUUCUUCGCCCAUUAAAGAAAAAUUGAGGAAUGAACAAUUAAAGGUUCUUCAAGUAAGAUAUACUGGUGUAGAUAAUCUUGAGUUGAUUACUGAAACUAGACCUUCAAAUGUUGAAUUUAUCAAAUGCAAUUUUCUUCAAGGGUUACCAUUCGAGGACAACACCUUUGAUUUUGUUCUUAUGAGAUUUAAGAUGCUGGAGUUCACAGAACAUCAAUGGGAAUCUUUUGUGGUCAAAGAGUUAGUAAGAGUUUUAAAGUCAAACGGGUGGCUUGAGCUAAUGGAACCUAACAUAGAAUUAUGUAACAUGGGCCCAUUAACAAAAAAAAUUAAUGAUACAAUUGUGACUAAAAUCAGAACAUUUAACAUAAAUACAAAUAUUCACCAACGAAUAGAAGAAUUUAUGAGAAAUACUAAUUUAUUGAUUAACAUUGAAAGUUUUGUUAAACGUGUACCUUGCGGAAGUUGGGCUGGAAAAGUUGGUGAAGCCGGUGCGGUUAUGUUGCGUGAUGGUUUUUUAAAACAUAUGGGACUUAUAUUGAGCCAACAAAAUUCAAGUUCAAGUUCGAUCAUCAAUGAAAUAUUAAGCUGCAAUGAUAGUAAUCCCGUAUUUAAUAAUAACCGACAACAACGCAAAGGAAGCAUCAUUGGUGGCCGUAGUGGUAGUGUUAAAAAUAAUAUUAAAUCAAAUAAUAAUGACGAUGAUGAUUCUAGAUUAAAAACAGUGUUAGAAAACUAUUUAAACGAAGCAAAUCUUUACAAAACAACUUUUGAUACUUUUCGAUUUAUCGGUCAAAAAAAAGUUACAUAA